Messenger RNA from Plenodomus lingam JN3, 1335 nucleotides. NCBI's taxonomy places the organism in Eukaryota, Fungi, Ascomycota, Dothideomycetes, Pleosporales, Leptosphaeriaceae. The record is from RefSeq and is a predicted model, not a curated record.
AUGGAUGAAGUCGACCUCUAUGAGGUCCUCGGCAUCGACAACGGCGCGACCAAAGUCGAGAUCAAAAAGGCAUACCACAAGGUGCGCAGGCCUCCUUUGGGUCGCUCACCUCCCCACACUGACUCCUUUGGCCAGGCUGCGCUUGCACACCACCCUGAUAAGGUCGCUGAAGAUGACCGUGAAGAGGCGGAAAUCCGCUUCAAGGCCGCCAAACAAGCCUACGAAAUUCUUUCCGAUGACGAGAAGCGCUCCAUGUACGAUACCCACGGCAUGUCUGCCUUUGACCCGUCCAGAGGCGGAAUGGGUGGCCAGCCCGACAUGGACGACAUUCUGGCGCAAAUGUUCGGCGGCGGCAUGGGAGGCUUCUCUGGAAUGCCAGGUAUGGGUGGCAUGCCCGGUGGCAGGAACGUUCCCCGAAAGGGACGGUCUGUAGAACAGGAGUACGAGGUCACCCUAGAAGAACUGUACAAGGGCAAGACGACCAAGUUUGCCAGCACCAAAAACAUCAUUUGCUCUCUGUGUAAAGGCAGCGGUGGAAAGCAAGGCGCCAAGAGCCAUGCAUGUGGUAUUUGCAACGGAAGGGGUGCUAAGCAAAUCCUCCGACAAGUUGGUCCCGGUCUCGUGACACAAGAGACGGUCCCCUGUGGCAACUGCGAAAGUUCUGGACAAAUCAUCCCCGAGAAGCAGCGCUGCAAAAAGUGCAAGGGCAAAAAGGUCGUCGAGACCAAGAACGUCCUUGAACUAUACAUUCCCCGCGGCGCUCGACAAGGCGAGCGCAUCGUCCUUGCGGGCGAAGCCGACCAAUUACCCGAUCAGGAACCUGGUGACAUCAUCUUCACCCUGACAGAGAAGCCUCAUGAGGUUUUCGAGCGAGCAGGCGCUGAUUUGCGUGCCGAACUCAAGGUCAGCCUUGUUGAAGCUCUCACUGGCUUCAGCCGCGUAGUACUUACACAUCUCGAUGGACGAGGUCUUCAACUGAAUAUCCAGCAACCGGAUGGCAACGUUUUGCGACCGGGUCAAAUUCUCAAGGUCCCAGGAGAAGGUAUGCCAAUCAAGAAAAGCGAUGCAAAAGGCGAUCUCUACCUUAUUGUUGAUGUCGAAUUCCCCGAGGACGGAUGGCUCAAGAAUGAUGCCGCAGUACAGAAGCUCCGCGACGCAUUGCCCAAAGUGGAACGGAUAGAAGAGAAGCCUGAGGAGAUUGAGGAGAUCGACGUUGAAUGGGAUGCAGAUAUGGAGGACUUCGGUGCUGGAAGUGGAGAUCCACGUGCGGGAGGAGGCGAGUGGGAGGACGACGAUGAAGACGGUGAUGGUGCGCCUCAGUGCGCUACCCAGUAA